AUGCAAUGGAAUCCCCCUGCAGAUAGCUCAUGGAUCCUUAAGCAAAUUUUGAAUAGAAGAGCUGCAAUUGACGACAAUCAGCAAUGGGAACAAACUCUACAAUUCGACAAGUUCAAUACUGGGAAGCACUACCAAUUGAUUAGAGGUGGUAGAGAACAAGUCACUUGGAAGAAAGUCCUUUUUCAUAACAAUGCGAGACCGCGUGCAAAGUUCCAUCUUUGGCUAGUGCUUGUGGGGAGAAUUCUCACUAAGGAUAGGCUUACCAAAUUUGGCAUAAUAACUGAUAAAGGUUGUUGUUUUUGUCAAGAGGAUGAAACAAUUGAUCACCUUUACUUUGGCUGUAGGUACAUAGAGCGGAUUUGGCGGACAAUCUUGACUUGGAUGGGCUAUAACAGAAUUGGUGAACUGUGGAAUGCUGAACAGGAGUGGAUUAUAAGAGAAGCAAAUAAGAAAGGUUGGAGAAGACAGUUGUUGAAAACUGCUUUAGCAGAAACUGCUCAUAUGAUUUGGAAAGUGAGGAAUGAAGCCAUAUUCCAUCAAAAGCUACCUGAUGAAGAUGUAGUGAAGCAAAUCCAUUAUAUUGUGGCUAUUAGAGGCAAUAUGUUAAAGAGUCUUAGCAAUCAUAUAAAUAGAUGA
Vicia villosa (hairy vetch) is the source of this 636-nucleotide messenger RNA. RefSeq lists its product as uncharacterized. The transcript has a single exon. The coding region runs from base 1 to 636 and encodes 211 amino acids. NCBI's taxonomy places the organism in Eukaryota, Viridiplantae, Streptophyta, Magnoliopsida, Fabales, Fabaceae. The record is from RefSeq and is a predicted model, not a curated record.